AUGACGGAAGGGACUUCGCUACCGAUGAUCAACACGGGGGAUGAAACAGAACGGGUGGCUCAACAGGAAUCUGCUAUCGCUGAGGAGAAUAGAAUUCUCAGGCAACAAAUUAUUGAGAUGUUGCAAGGGUGGUCGAAUGGUCGUCCUCCAAGGGUACCAAUCAGGACCGAUCAGUUCGAGAUUGCAACCACUGGGCCUGCCUACACAUACCCACUGGCUAACCCCAAGCAUGUUGCAAAUAUAAGGCCCGUUUACACAAUAUCGCCACCGACGGUUAUGCAAAGGUCAAACUUUGGGCCACCAUCUGACAUCCGCCAAAAGCAGCAUUUGGCACCAUCUGAGCUAUGGGAUCACCGUGCCCAUCGUACUUGUCAAACUCUACAUUUUAGUCCAAUCGAUUCUGAAGGACCUGCUAAGAAUGCGGUUACGCAUCUUGGCCAUGAAUAUGGAGGUCCUGCUAAGAAUGCGGUUACGCAUCUUAGCGCUAAGUAUAGGGUUGCUACUAAGAAUGUAGAGCACGACGAAAUGGUUAGGAAGAUGAAAAGUCUAGAACAAGCUAUGAAGAACUUGCAGGGAUCAGGAAGCUAUAAGAGCGUUUCAUACAAUGAUUUGUGUAUGUUCCUGAGUGUUCACUUACCUCCGGGAUUUAAGACACCGAAGUUUGACAAGUACGAUGGGCACGGUGAUCCCAUAGCUCAUUUGAGGAGAUACUGCAACCAACUGAGAGGAUCUGGGGGUAAUCAGGAAUUGCUCAUGGCUUACUUUGGGGAGAGUCUGACUGGUUUAGCUUCAGAAUGGUUUAUUGAUCAGGACAUUGUGAAAUGGCAUACUUGGGAUGAUAUGGCGAAUGAGUUCGUGCAACAAUUUCAGUACAAUAUUGAUCUGGUUCCUGAUAAAAAGUCUCUAACCAACCUGAAGAAGAAAGUUACCAAAAGUUUUAGAGAGUUUGCGAUUCGUUGGUGUGAACAAGCUGCAAGGGUAAAGCCACCAAUGAGAGAAGGAGAGAUGGUGGAGACUUUUCUCCAGGCACAAGAUGAGACAUAUUAUCAACACAUGAUCCCGGCCCUAGGAAAAUCGUUUAUUGAGGCCAUUAAAAUGGGAGAAAUAAUAGAAGAAGGAAUCAAAACAGGACGCAUUGUCGGCUUUGCUGCGUUGAAGGCAACAACCCAAGCCAUUCAAAAUGGUUCAGGGAGUUUUGGUGGAAAGAAGAAAAGGGAAGAUGUAGCUACAGUUGCACCUGGGCCACGAUGA
This is a messenger RNA of Lycium barbarum (goji berry), 1251 nucleotides long. RefSeq lists its product as uncharacterized. NCBI's taxonomy places the organism in Eukaryota, Viridiplantae, Streptophyta, Magnoliopsida, Solanales, Solanaceae. Bases 1 to 1251 code for a protein of 416 amino acids. The transcript is spliced from 2 exons. The record is from RefSeq and is a predicted model, not a curated record.